CUAGCCCACGAACCUUUCUCUCUAGCCAAGUGGUCUCUUCCGCCUUCCGGUUCCGGUCAGAGACGAGACGACGACGGCCUCUGCCUCUGCCUCGUCCGCUCCCCGAGCCUCAGAUCGCCGCCGCGUCCGCCAUGGCGGCCGGCUCCGCGGCUACCCUCCUCGCGGCCGUCGCCUGCGCCGUCCUCGUGCUCCUCGCCCCCGCCGUCUCCGGAGAUGCUGCUACACUGGAAUCUGUUCCAGAUCUUGUGAAGGCAAUGUAUGUAAACAUUGAAAGCUUCCCUUGUGUCAGGCUGCUGAAUCUUUCUGGUGAAAUCGGCUGCUCUAAUCCUGGGCACGGCCUGGUUAUUGCACCGAUUGUAAGAUUCAAAAACAGCGAUGACCAGUUGGCUCAACCAUCUGCAGUUCUUCUUCCCUUGGAUCAGAUGCCAGCUUUCUUUCUGAGGGUAUCCAAUGAUCCAGAACUUUACCAUAAGGUUGCCGGUGUACUGGUUGAAUCAAAUGGUGACAAGUUACUAGAGUUGUCACCGGAUAGAAAAUUUCCACAAGAGGAUUUUGCACCAUACUCAAAUGUCAGCCAUGAUUGGAAUCCUUCUGGGUCAGGUAUUAUGUGGAACAGAUAUGAUUUUCCCGUGUUUCUACUUUCAGAGGAGAGCACACAGACUCUGCGAAAGAUUGCGGACAAGAAUGAGAAGUCUAGCAAUGGAUAUCAAGCAAAUGUAGCGGAAUUUGACCUUGUUAUGCAGACGACUAAAGCUGAAACAAAUGGUUCAGAGUCCUGCCUCAAAGAGCAGUCGUGCUUGCCCUUAGGAGGACAGAGUGUAUGGGCUUCGUUACCACCAAUGAGCAAUGCAUCAGCAGAGCAUCAGAAACCAAUAAUAAUGGUUGUUGCAUCCCAGGAUUCUGCAUCGUUCUUUAGGGACCGUAGUCUGGGUGCUGAUUCUCCCAUAUCAGGAUUGAUUGCUUUGCUCACUGCUGUUGAUGCUCUUUCUCACCUUCAUGAUCUAGGCAAACUCAAGAAACAGCUUGUAUUUGCUGCUUUUGAUGGUGAAGCAUGGGGUUAUCUUGGUAGCAGAAAAUUCUUACAAGAACUGGAUGAAGGUGAUGAUUCUGUGAAUGGCAUUAACAGCUCAAUGAUUGAGCAGGUACUGGAGAUUGGUUCGGUUGGCAAGGGCAUAAGCCAAGGAGAUACAUUAUUUUAUGCACAUGCUUCAAGGAAUUCAUCAAUUUCAAAGAAGAUUUUAGAUGGUCUCCAAAGUGGCAGUGAUUCACUUGGCUCUGAUAAUGUCAAAGUAAAACCAGCAGCUUCAUCAAACCCUGGUGUACCACCAUCUUCAUUGAUGUCAUUCAUGAGAAAGAAUACAUCAACUUCUGGAGUUGUGUUAGAGGACUUCGAUUCCCAGUUUUCCAAUAGAUUUUAUCACAGCCAUUUGGACAGCCCUGCAAACAUCAAUUCCUCAUCAAUAGCAGCAGCUGCUGCUUUGGUUGCGAGGUCAUUGUACAUUCUUGCUACUGGUGAUAUGACCGUCGAUCUCAUGACACUGAACACUAUAAAAGUGAACGUUACACUGGUAGAAGAAUUGAUUGGAUGUCUACUGACCUGUGAUCCCGGUCUUUCUUGUGGCAUCGCGAAGAGCUUCAUUUCUCCAAGCAAUGCCUGCCCGAGUCACUAUGUUGGUGUUUUCCAGGACUCACCUUCUAGCACGCAGUUUCCUUCAUAUGCAGAUGAUACCUCCCGGUUCAUAUGGAACUUCUUGGCAGACAGAACUUCUACUUUGGCAAGCAACGUAAGCUCUUGUACUGUGAAGUGCAACAACGAAAGUGAAGUAUGCGUAGGGGGAGAAGUGGAGGGUGGAGGCCGGUGCGUUGUAUCGACAACAAGGUACGUUCCUGCCUAUUCAACCAGGCUGAAGUUCGAGGACAACGCCUGGCACGUUCUUCCGGCAAACUCUUCUGACCCCAUGGGUGCAGCGGACCCCGUAUGGACCGAGAGCUACUGGAACACCAUCAGCCUGAGGGUCUACGCGGUGCAGUCCACGACCUCCGACAGGCUCAUCCUUCUCGCCGGGCUCGCCGUCACCGCGGCGUCGUAUCUCGGGGUGGUCGUCGGCAGAGCAUACAUCUCGAAGAUCACGAAGCGAGACUGAAAACAUGACAGCGUGUAUCAUAUAGAACUGACUUGGCAACUUUGUAGGGAUGGACCGAGUAUGGAUGUAAUUCUUGAGCGUAGCGAUGCAGACUUCCACCAGAGCAUAUCAAUAUGUAUGUGGCCUGGGUGGGUUGCCGUGCGGAUUGUUGUUGGUAGGUACUGUAGAUGCUUUGGUAAUGUGCUUCGAGCAGGCUACUUGCGUGUGCAUAGUGGACGACAAGUGCAUCAUGUUGCGGUUUUUGUUGUGCACGUCUUCCGUGCGAGUAAGACUUUGCCCAA
Molecule: messenger RNA, 2425 nt
Organism: Aegilops tauschii subsp. strangulata
Lineage: Eukaryota; Viridiplantae; Streptophyta; Magnoliopsida; Poales; Poaceae
Product: nicastrin
Biological process (GO): protein processing
Cellular component (GO): plasma membrane
Source: RefSeq, a predicted model, not a curated record